AUGUAUGUGUGCUAUGGCGGCAUGCAGUUCGUUGCCUAUCGCGGGUUUACGCAACUGCAGCACCAGCUCCCCAGCGCCGUGAAGGACAGGAUCCCGAACAGUGCAGAGAGCUUCAUCUCCGGCGCCGCAGCCGGCGCGGUAGCCACGACGGCGACCUACCCGCUCGACCUGCUACGCACGCGGUUUGCCGCGCAGGGGACGGAGCGCGUGUACCCUUCAUUACGAAGCGCGUUCCGCACAAUCAGCCGGGACGAGGGCGCACGAGGGUAUUUUCGGGGUCUGUCCGCCGCCGUGGGCUCGAUCGUGCCUUACAUGGGCCUCUUUUUCACCUCGUACGAAUUCUUCCACACCCACUUCGCGGCACUGCAGCUCCUCCCGCUCAGCUCGGGCGACGCCGCUGCAGGCGUGAUGGCUAGCGUGUUGGCCAAGACUGCCACCUUUCCGCUGGACCUCGUCCGGAAGCGCCUCCAAGUCCAAGGCCCAAUGCGCACGAGAUAUGUGCACACCAACAUCCCCGUCUACGCCGGCGUGUGGCGCGGUCUUUACGCCAUCUGGCGGAAAGAAGGGCUCAGAGGCUGGUAUCGUGGACUGACAGUCAGUCUGAUCAAGGCCGCCCCAGCGAGCGCGAUCACAAUGUAUGUCUAUGAGCGCACGCUGCAUGGGCUCAUGGCGACAAGUAAAGAGGAUAACUUGUGGGAGUGCUAUGACGCUUAUUCCGAUUACGACGAUGAUUGA
Cyphellophora attinorum is the source of this 735-nucleotide messenger RNA. RefSeq names its product Mitochondrial thiamine pyrophosphate carrier 1. Gene Ontology annotation, cellular component: mitochondrial inner membrane. The transcript has a single exon. Lineage: Eukaryota; Fungi; Ascomycota; Eurotiomycetes; Chaetothyriales; Cyphellophoraceae. Gene Ontology annotation, biological process: thiamine pyrophosphate transmembrane transport. The record is from RefSeq and is a predicted model, not a curated record. The coding region runs from base 1 to 735 and encodes 244 amino acids. Gene Ontology annotation, molecular function: thiamine transmembrane transporter activity.